Molecule: messenger RNA, 3229 nt
Organism: Chroicocephalus ridibundus (black-headed gull)
Lineage: Eukaryota; Metazoa; Chordata; Aves; Charadriiformes; Laridae
Gene: OSBP
Product: oxysterol binding protein
Exons: 14
Coding region: 28-2400 (790 amino acids)
Cellular component (GO): intracellular membrane-bounded organelle; plasma membrane; perinuclear endoplasmic reticulum
Molecular function (GO): sterol binding
Source: RefSeq, a predicted model, not a curated record
CGCGGCGGGGCGGCGGCGGCGGCGGCGAUGGCGGAGCUCCGCACGGCGGCGGCGGCAGCGGGCCCCGGGCCGGCGGCGCUGCCCGGCCCCAUGGCGCUGCCCGCGGCCCCCGGUUCGGCCCCUGCCCUGCCCUCACCGGCGGCGGGAGGCGGGGCCGGGCCAGGCCCGGGGGCGGGCGCGGCGGCAGCGGCGGCGGCGGCGGCGGGGGGCGGCGGUUCCGGGUCGGGCGGCGCCGGGUCCGGUUCGGCGCGGGAGGGCUGGCUCUUCAAAUGGACCAACUACAUCAAAGGCUACCAGCGCCGCUGGUUCGUGCUCAGCAACGGCCUCCUCAGCUACUACCGAUCCAAGGCGGAGAUGCGGCACACUUGCCGCGGCACCAUCAACCUGGCCACGGCCAACAUCACGGUGGAGGAUUCCUGCAACUUCAUCAUCUCCAACGGCGGGGCCCAGACCUACCACCUGAAGGCCAGCUCGGAGGUGGAGCGGCAACGUUGGGUCACCGCCCUGGAGCUGGCCAAGGCCAAAGCCGUCAAGAUGCUGGAGGAAUCAGAUGACUCCGGUGACGAGUCGGUGUCGCAGACGGACAAGACGGAACUGCAGAGCACGCUGCGCACCCUGUCCAGCAAAGUGGAGGAUCUGAGCACCUGCAACGACCUGAUCGCCAAGCACGGCACGGCCCUGCAGCGCUCUCUCAGCGAGCUGGAGACCCUCCGCCUGCCGGCCGAGAGCACCGAGAAGAUCAAGCAGGUGAACGAACGAGCCACCCUCUUCCGCAUCACCUCCAACGCCAUGAUCAACGCCUGCCGGGAUUUUCUGAUGCUGGCCCAGACCCACAGCAAGAAGUGGCAGAAAUCGCUGCAGCACGAACGGGAUCAGCGCAUCCGGCUGGAGGAGACGCUGGAGCAGCUGGCCAAGCAGCACAACCACCUGGAGAGGGCCUUCCGUGGGGCCACCGUCUUGCCCGCCAGCGCGCCGGGCACCGGCGGCUCUGCCAAAGAUCCGUGCUGCCCGGCGAAAGGAGACCUGAGCGACGAAGACGACGACAACGAGUUCUUCGACGCCCCGGAGAUCAUCACCAUGCCGGAGAGCAUGGGCCACAAACGCACCGGCAGCAACAUCAGCGGCACCAGCAGCGACAUCAGCCUGGACGAGCAGUACAAGCACCAGGUGGAAGACACCAAGAAGGAGAAGAGAACCCGCAUCCCCUACAAACCCAACUACAGCCUCAACCUCUGGAGCAUCAUGAAAAACUGCAUCGGGAAGGAGUUGUCCAAGAUCCCCAUGCCGGUGAACUUCAACGAGCCCCUGUCCAUGCUCCAGCGCCUGACCGAGGACCUGGAGUACCACGAGCUGCUCGACCGGGCGGCCAAAUGCGAGAGUUCGCUGGAGCAGUUGUGCUACGUGGCCGCCUUCACCGUCUCGUCCUACUCCACCACCGUCUUCCGCACCAGCAAACCCUUCAACCCCCUCCUGGGGGAGACUUUUGAGCUGGAUCGCCUGGAGGAGAACGGUUACCGUUCCCUCUGCGAGCAGGUGAGCCACCACCCCCCGGCCGCUGCCCACCACGCCGACUCCAAGCACGGCUGGACGCUUCGCCAGGAAAUUAAAAUCACCAGCAAAUUUCGGGGCAAAUACCUCUCCAUCAUGCCUCUGGGUACCAUCCACUGCGUCUUCCACUCUUCCGGCAACCACUACACGUGGAAAAAAGUCACCACCACCGUACACAACAUCAUCGUGGGCAAGCUCUGGAUAGACCAGUCGGGUGAAAUCGAGAUCGUCAACCACAAGACGGGCGACAAGUGCAACCUCAAGUUCGUUCCUUACAGCUAUUUCUCGCGGGACGUGGCCAGGAAGGUCACGGGGGAGGUGACAGACCCCGCGGGGAAGGUGCAUUUUGUCCUGCUGGGCACCUGGGACGAGAAGAUGGACUGCUACAAGGUGACGCAGGGCGCUGGGGACAACGGAGCGGAAGGACGGCAGAGAGCCCACGAGGCCGAGGACAGCCGGGUGCUGCUGUGGAAGAGGAACCCGCUCCCGAAGUACGCGGAGAACAUGUACUACUUUUCGGAGCUGGCGUUGACGCUCAACGCCCCGGAGAGCGGCACGGCGCCCACCGACAGCCGUUGGCGCCCCGACCAGCGCCUGAUGGAGAACGGCCGCUGGGACGAGGCCAACGCCGAAAAACAGCGCCUGGAGGAGAAACAACGCAUCUCCCGCAAGAGACGGGAAGCCGAAGCCGCCAGGGCCACCGAGGACGGCACCCCCUACGACCCCUACAAGCCGCUGUGGUUCGAGCGCAAGAAGGACCCUGUCACCCAGGAGCUGGCGCACGUCUACAAGGGCGGUUACUGGGAGAGCAAAGAGAAGCAGGACUGGACCUUGUGCCCGGACAUUUUCUGAGCCGGCGGAGUCAAGGGGGGGGUGGGACACACACACACACACACACACACACACACACACACAUAUGCUGGGGUGGGGGGGGGGAGCCCCCGUCUGUCUGUCCGUCUGUCUUAACCGCCCGUCCCGUCGGCCGCGCUCGCCUGCCGGGGUUGCCUUAGCCCAUCCAAACUGACUUUGAUGCCGGAGCGGGGAGCGGGAACCGGCCCCCCCCACCCUCCCCUCCACCCCCCCCGCCCCAAAAAACCCGCUCAGAAGUUGGGGGGGGGGGGGUGUCUCCUUCAUCCCAUCCACUUCGCAGCGCCCCCCCCCCCCGGGGUGGGCAGGGGCCGGCUCUGCCCCGGGGCGGGGGGCGCAGCGGGGCGAGCCCGAGGCUGGCCUUGGUCUCUUCCCCCUCCCCAUUUUUUCGGUUCUUCUUGGCAGCCCCCCCCCCCCAACACCCACCCGCCCAGGCAUUGGGGUGCUCACGGCGGUGGGGGGCGGGGGGGGGGGGGGCAGACUCCGCCCCACAGCCUGUUCUAUAGGUGUAUAUUAUAUAUAUGUAGAGAGCGAGCAGGGGGGUCCCCUUCUGCGCCCCCCGGGGGGGUCACCCAGCCUCCCUGGGGUGUCCCCCAGCCACAGCCCACCCCCCCCGGCCGCAGGGCGCCCCCCCCCCUCCAGGUGCCUUCCCCAGAGGUUGUUUAGGGCAGGGGAUGGUCCGAGGACUUGGGGGGCGGGGGGGGGGUGUGGGGGGUGGGUGUGUGCGUCUCUCCCACCCAUCCCCGGGGGGCAGCGGGGCCCCCGCAUCCCCAAACACUACAGGGGCCAGGGAGAUACGCUGUGGGGGGAGACG